AUGGGAGCAAUGAAUAGAGAGGAACUUGAUCAAAGGGAAAACCUCUUCUAUAAUCGAUGCAAAAUCAUGCAUAAGGUGUGCUCUUUGAUCAUUGAUGGUGGUAGUUGCACAAAUGUGGUAAGCACGACAUUGGUUGACCAUAUAAAAUUUCCCACAAGGAAACAUCCUAGCCCCUACAAACUUCAAUGGUUCAAUGAUUGUGGAGAAGUGAGGGUCACGAAGCGGGUUGUAGUGAAGUUUAGCAUUGGCAAGUACCAAGAUGAAGUCUUAUGUGAUGUGGUGCCAAUGCAAGCAUGUCAUAUGUUACUUGGGAGACCAUGGAAAUUUGAUAGGGAUGCUCAACAUAGUGGAAGAUCUAACAAGUAUUCCUUCGUCUUUGGGAGUAGAAAGCAUACUCUUACCCCAUUGACACCCUAUCAAGUGAGUGAGGACUAUAGAAUCAUGAAAGAACUCCAGAAGAGAGUGCAAAAUGAAGAGGUUGAAAAGGAGUCCUUACUUAGCCAAGAGGGUCAAGGGGUAACAAAGGGGAAAGACAAGAAGUGUACACUUCCCAAACCAAGCAAUUGGUUGAAAGGUGUUGAUGAGGGGCACUUCAUGGAAUAUGAUGAGCUAUUUCCGGAGGAGAUGCCCAAAGGAUUGGCUCCAUUUAGGGGUAUUGAACAUCAAAUUGAUUUUGUGCCGGGAUCUCAAAUUCCCAACAAACCAGCAUAUAGGAGCAAUCCGGGGGAACUAAGGAGUUGCAAAGGCAAGUUGAAGAGCUCCUUGAGAAGGGUUGAUCUUAGAAGUGGCUAUCACCAAAUUCGUAUGAAUCCGGGUGAUGAGUGGAAAACGGCCUUCAAAACCAAGUUUGGUCUCUAUGAGUGGCAUGUUAUGCCAUUUGGCCUAACCAAUGCACCUAGCACUUUUAUGAGGUUGAUGAAUCAUGUCUUGAAGCCUUUUAUCAAUAAAUUUGUGGUUGUCUAUUUUGAUGACAUUCUUGUGUAUAGUAAAACAAUGGAGGAGCAUUUAGUCCAUUUGAGACAAGUGUUUGAUGUCUUAUUGCGUGAAAAGUUGUUUGCUAAUCUCAAGAGGUGUUCUUUUGGGGUUGAUAAAGUGGGAUUUAGUACUAUUGCCUUUCCUUUAACUGAAUUGAUCAAAAAGGAAGUUCCUUUUGUUUGGGGAUAUGAGCAAGAGAAGGAUUUUCAAGAGUUGAAGUCCAUGUUGAUUUCGUCACCAUUGUUGCAAUUGCCAAAUUUUGAGAAGACAUUUGAAGUCGAGUGUGAUGCUUCCGGGGUUGGUAUAGGUGGAGUAUUAAUGCAAGAGGGCAAGUCAUUGGCUUACUUUAGAGAAAAUCUAAAGGGGGCUUCUUUGAAUUACUCUACUUAUGACAAGGAGUUGUAUGCACUUGUGAGGGUAUUGACCCAUUGGCAACAUUAUUUGUGGCACAAAGAAUUUGUGAUUCGUUCGGAUCAUGAGUCCUUGAAGCAUUUGAAGAGUCAAUCCAACAAGAGACAUGCAAAAUGGGUUGAACUUAUUGAAUCAUUUCCUUAUGUGAUCCAUUAUAAGAAGGGUAAGGAAAAUGUGGUGGCGGAUGCUUUGUCUAGAAGGUAUGUUUUGCUAAAUACUAUGACUUCUAGAAUGAUGGGAUUUGAAAGCCUCAAGGGGUUCUAUUCUCAAGAUCCCGAUUUCAAAGAACUUUGUGAGGAGUUGACUCAAAGGAAGAGAGUUGACCGCUACCAACUUGUUGAGGGGUUCUUGUUCAAAGAUGGUAGGGUGUGUGUUCCUAUGAGUUCAUGGAGAGAGCUUUUUGACAAAGAAGCUCAUUAG
Messenger RNA from Lycium barbarum (goji berry), 1806 nucleotides. RefSeq lists its product as uncharacterized. The coding region runs from base 1 to 1806 and encodes 601 amino acids. The record is from RefSeq and is a predicted model, not a curated record. Lineage: Eukaryota; Viridiplantae; Streptophyta; Magnoliopsida; Solanales; Solanaceae. The transcript has 4 exons.